AGCCCGUGUGUCUCCUGCCUCCUGGCCCAAACCAGCUGGACCAGCUCUCCCAGUGCCCGCCUGCAGUCCCCCCCCCCAACUCCGGACAGCCAAGUCACAGCCUCUAGGGCAACUUUCCGCAAGCGGGUGGUGGGUCCUGAACUCGAAGACCAGAACGUGGGCUUCUGGGCAGAGAUGGCCCUGCAGAGCCAGGUGUGGGCUCCAGCCACACUCAUGCCCAUGGCCGAGAGCUCCCUCUACCGGCAGCGGCUAGAGGUCAUCGCGGUAAGUGAAGAGAUCCGCGCCGCGCGCCGGGAGCUGGAAGAAGAGAAACUCCGCGUGGAGCGGCUCAAGAGGAAGUCCCUCCGGGAACGUUGGCUAAUGGACGGGGUGGCUGAGGAGCCAGAGCGACCCCAAGACCCCACCUCGCAAGACUCCCAGUCACCUGAGGGCCAGGCUCAGGCCCGCAUCCGGAACCUGGAAGACAGCUUGUUCACACUCCAGUCUCAGCUGCAGCUGUUGCAAAGUGCAUCCACAGGUGCCCAGCACAAGCCCUCAGGCAGGCCCACCUGGCGCAGACAGGGUCACCGUCCUCUCUCUGAGCCCACUGUGGAGGCAGGUCCUGCAGGCCAGACUGACCUAAACAAGAGAGCCUCCCUACCAGCUGGACCAGUGGUCACAUACCCAGAGCCCCACUCUGAGCCCAGAGAUGAGGCUGUUGGGGUUCCACCCACCCCGAGGCUGGUCCCUGGGGCAGCAGGGGCUGCCUCAGAAGCCAAUGGCCCCUGCAGUGGAUCCACCCCCACUACAGAGCAGGAGCCGUGUCACGGGGUGACAGCGUCUGAGCAAGGAGUGAAUGAAGCCAAAGGGGGAGGUGUGGUGAAGGUGGUGUGGGAGGGGCUGAGGACCACAGAGGACUGUGCCAUGGGGGCCACAGGCCCAGAGCUGGAGGCUAAGGUGGAGGAGAUGGUGCUGGAGGCCAUCGGGGACAGGCAGGAAGCCGGGCGCCCAGAGCUCCCAGUGUGGGUCAAGGAGGACAGGGGCGACAUGGAGGUGGUCUGGGAAGGGGUGGGAGGCACAGAGGGCAGCGACUCAGAGGCCACUGGGGAGGUGGGCAAGGGCCUGGAGGUUGCACAGACCAGCUCCGCAAGGCUCCAGGGGGGACGUGGAGGGAGCAGCUUCUGCAGGAGGGAAGGUGCCCCCAGGGGAAGCCCUGACGGUAAUGGGCGGGGAGACUUGGGAGGAGAGGAGGGGUCCUUCAUUUGGGUGGAGAGAGUGACUCUCAAUGAGGAGUGGGAGGAGCUGGUGGUGGAGGGGUUGGAAGAGCCAAAAUCACUAGGAAGGGAGGGAGGAAAUGAGAGUCCACUGGGGGCAGAGGGUGGAGGCAAGGAGGAAACGUGGGCGGUAGAGAGGGGGCUGGCAGAGGAAUCUGCUGGGAAGAAGGGAAGCGAGGGAAAGGUGGACACAGAGCCAGAAGGGGCAGAGAUGUCGCUAGCAGAGAAAAGGAAAGGAAGCGAGGAAUCCUUGGAGCCGGAGAGGAGAGAUGAGGAAAAGGUGGAGACGGAGCAGGAAGGAGGCGAGGACCCAUUGUUGGCAGAAAGAAAGGAAGUUGAGGGACCUUUGAGGGCAGAGAGGGAAAGAGGUGAGGAGCUGUUGGGAGUAGGGGAGAAAGGAAGUGAGGAAAAGCUUGAGGCAAUCAAAGAACCUUUGGUGACAGGGAGAAAAGAAAGUGAGGCAUCACUGAAGGCAGAGAGAAUGGGAGGUGAGGAACCAGUAGAGGCAGAGACAAAAGGAGAUGAGGCAUCACUGAAGGCAGAGAGAACGGGAGGUGAGGAACCACUGCAAACAGAGACGACCCAAGGGGUCAAGGAAGAUCUGAGUCCAGAAGAGGAGAGAGAGUCAGGAAGAGGAAAAGAAUGUCAGGCAGAGGGGGUGAGCGAGGCAGGGGCUUCCCUGGGGACCAAGGAGGAACCAAGUCUGGAGGAAGAAGGACAGCAGCCCCAGGAGAAGCAGGAAGUCUCCCUGGAGGAGGAAGCGGAAAAGCCCCAAACCCCUGCUGAGGGCCAGGACCCCUCUGGGGAUGCCACACCCCUCCUGGCAGAGACCCCAGCUCAGGAGCAGCCUGCUGAGUGCCAGCCACUGCUUCAGGUGGAGGGGCCCAGGGCUAACCCCAGUGCCCACGCCGUGCCCACCUAUGCACCUGCCCGGCAGCCAGAGCCAUCUGCCCCUCCUGAGGGCGAAGAGGCGAGGGGCCCUAAGCAGAAGACGUGCCAGUGUUGUGCGGUGAUGUGAGCCUGUGCCCUCCACCCAACUCCCAGCUCCUCUCACAGCUACCUCGGCCUCUUGGCAUCCAGCAGAGGGUCCCAGGCUCAGACAGGGCACCAUGGGAUGGGCCUUGGCACCUGGGAGCCAGCUGGCCCACAUGUCCGCCUCCACCUGGGCUUCCGGACCCCUUGCCUGCUGCCUCUGACCCUGGCUCCCUUCGGUGACAAAGCCUUUAUACUUGAAAAUAAAAUGUUAAGCAUUCAGAUGGUGUGAGCACAUAUGCUGCUGACACAGAACCACCUCACCGUCUCCUGGUGAGAAGUGGAGGGCUUCUGUCUGCUAGAAUCAAAGAUUA
Vicugna pacos (alpaca) is the source of this 2599-nucleotide messenger RNA. NCBI's taxonomy places the organism in Eukaryota, Metazoa, Chordata, Mammalia, Artiodactyla, Camelidae. The record is from RefSeq and is a predicted model, not a curated record.